Messenger RNA from Xenia sp. Carnegie-2017, 1659 nucleotides. Its product is annotated as eukaryotic translation initiation factor 2 subunit 3, Y-linked-like. Gene Ontology annotation, molecular function: GTP binding; translation initiation factor activity; tRNA binding. The transcript is spliced from 4 exons. Lineage: Eukaryota; Metazoa; Cnidaria; Anthozoa; Malacalcyonacea; Xeniidae. Bases 79 to 429 code for a protein of 116 amino acids. Gene Ontology annotation, biological process: formation of translation preinitiation complex; positive regulation of translational fidelity. Gene Ontology annotation, cellular component: cytosol; eukaryotic translation initiation factor 2 complex. The record is from RefSeq and is a predicted model, not a curated record.
UGGAUCUGCCAUUCAACUAAGAAAGAUGUAUAUUUUACGAAAUAAACACGAUGGCUUGGCUGGAUUAGUUUGUUGUCGAUGGCAGUCGAUGCUCAGAUGAAGAAGAAUUUUAAUGGUUUAACAAUGCAUGUGUCAUUUGUUGACUGUCCUGGUCAUGAUAUUCUUAUGGCAACAAUGUUGAAUGGAGCAGCUGUAAUGGAUGCCGCUCUCUUACUUAUUGCUGGGAAUGAGUCAUGUCCACAACCACAGACAUCAGAACAUUUGGCUGCAAUUGAAAUAAUGAAGUUGAAGCAUAUAAUUAUACUACAGAACAAAAUUGAUCUUGUUCGAGAAAAUCAGGCCAAGGAACAAUAUCAACAGAUAAAGAAAUUUGUUGAAGGAACAAUAGCUGAAGGAGCUUCCACUACAAAGGAUCCAACUAUCUCGUAAUCGUAGACCGUUACUCUAACUGGCCUAUUAUCGAACGAGCCAAAGACGGUUGCGACGGACUAAUCAAUUGCCUACGUCGCGUCUUCACCACCUUUGGGAUCCCAGACGAAUGCGCUACUGACGGCGGACCAGAAUUCACCGCCGUCAAAACACGGCAGUUCCUCAAACAAUGGGGGAGUACACCACCGCCUCGCCUCCGUUGCAUUCCCGCACUCAAAUUGCCGCGCGGAGGUUGCCAUUAAAACUGUGAAACGCCUCAUCACGAACAAUACCGGCCCCACCGGUAGCCUCAACACAAACGCCUUACAAAUUGCUGUUCUACAAUAUCGUAACACGCCUGAUACCGACACGAAAUUAUCACCGGCCCAAUGCGUCUUCGGUAGACCCAUUAAGGAUUUCAUACCAAUUUUCCCCGGCCAUUAUAGGCCACAUGUCACCUGGAGGGAAACACUCAAUGCUCGCGAGGAGGCUUUACGAAACCGGCACAUGAGAGCGGCGGAACGUUGGUCAGAACACACAAGAAGAUUACCACCUCUGUCCAUUGGACAUCACGUAAGAAUACAGAACCAAACAGGACCGUACCCUACGAAAUGGGACAAGACUGGAACAGUCAUCGAAGUCCUUCAACACGAUCAAUACCGCGUCAAAGUCGACGGGUCCAACAGAAUUACACUAAGAAACAGAAAAUUUCUCCGGCAAUUCACACCUGUACAAGAGCAGUUACCAAAAUAUACUAUUGAUACGGACCUGCUGCUGAUACCAAAAGUCUCAACGGAGAACCUUACUCCCAACAAAAUGACAGCCAGCAGAAAACAAACACCGUCAUUACCAUGUCUAAGACCGGCGACACAGACUGUUACCCCGAAGCCAGCACCACUACCGAGCACGGAUACCGCAGAUGGAACUUCACCACACGCAACCAAAAUACCUGAAGAUGCCAGUGAACCUACACCAGCGACCACAAAGCCAAGCAAGAAAGCACCACUAGCUCUACGCAGAUUACUCGAUUUCAACAAGAAAGGGCUGUUAGAAAAUUGAGAGGAUGAACAAAUAUCAUAGAACAACUUUAUAUUACGCUUUCCUAUACUAGUAAAGACUUAGGGGGGGAUAGAGCAUAAUGGGAUAAUCGUUGAGUAAUAAGGGGCCUGGACCCAACUGUUAUUGUUGUUUGUCAUUCGUAAACGAAUGACCUUUGUAUUUUGUCUCUCAAUAUAUUUUACAAGAUCCUCA